AGUUCUAGCGGACAGAAGCGAAGAAGAAGAAGAGAGGGAGGAAGUAAGUGAGUCCUCAGCGUGUGUUUGUUUGUUUGUUUGUUUUUUCUCUACCCACCACUUCCACCUCUCUGUUCACUACUCUCUAGCUGCUGUUACACCUGAUGGUUCUUAUCCUUCAUGUGUGUGAGAAAUGGAACCUGUUCACCCUAUAGAAACACUACGAGGUAAUGAUGAUGGUGUCGAAGUUACCUCCUGGGUGUCGGUGUGUCCCAGCGGCCUCUGGAAGGUCCAGAAAAAACGAACACGUGAUGACAGUCAACAGACUGUUUCUAAUACUAGAGAUGUUACCGCAUGUUCAGCCACCUCCUGUCCAAGAUUGGGUUCUCUGUGUCGAGUCAGGGUGCAGCUCACAAAUAACAUGGAUGAGGCAAAGUCUUCGGGAUCUGAAAAAUCUGGUGAGAAGCCAUCCGUCGAACCAAACCACUCGGUCACAGAUGUUAGAGAACCGGUGGACACGCCCUUACUGAGGUGUCAAGAGUCAGUGCUGCAGCUCCCACUGGGUGAGUGGACAACGGUGAGGCUGGGAGAGGGUCAGUGCGAUAUCACAGAAGCAUGUUUGGAGCAGAUGAGAGCCGGAGAGGAAUGGGAGAUAUUACUUUCUCCAGUGGGACAUGGACCGAGUGUCUCUGUUCCCCAAACAUCCGAUGAAAACCUUCCUCUAUGCGCCACAGUGGAACUCCAGUCGUUCACACCAGGCAAGGAAUCCUGGGAAAUGUCUCCUGGUGAAAAAUGGGAGUGGGCGAAGUCACACAAGCAGAGGGGUGGAGUCAGAUUCAGGAGUGGAGAUGUGUGGGGAGCUGUGCACAGCUACAGCCAGGCCCUUAAACUCCUCAUCACCCUCUUUGGCCAUGUUAGAGAGGUGGAGAAAAAAGGACACGAACCUGAAGCAGAGGAGCACAGAGACACAAACACUACCGCUGAAACACAACAGAUACCGUCAGCUACUGAAUUCAAAACCAUCAAAGCAGAACUCCACUCGAACAUGUCCCUGUGCCAGCUAAAACUGAACCAACCAGAGAGGGCUAAGGCCAGCGCUGCGAAAGCCACUCACCUGGAACCUGGUGCUGUUAAAGCCUGGUACCGACUGGGCCAAGCGUGCCAGAAGUUGAAUGAGCUGGAGGAGGCCAAGCAAGCGUUUAGGAAACUACUGGAGCUACAACCAGAAUUUCCUGCUGCUUUAAAGGCACUUAAAGACAUAGCAAGUAGAGAAAAAGAAACAAAUGCACAGCUGGGACUCAGGCUCAGCAAAAUGUUCAGCUCAAGAUGAAAUAAAUUCAGUCGAUUUUUUGGAAAGAA
Messenger RNA from Mugil cephalus (flathead mullet), 1338 nucleotides. RefSeq names its product FKBP prolyl isomerase like (gene fkbpl). Bases 173 to 1309 code for a protein of 378 amino acids. NCBI's taxonomy places the organism in Eukaryota, Metazoa, Chordata, Actinopteri, Mugiliformes, Mugilidae. The transcript has 4 exons. The record is from RefSeq and is a predicted model, not a curated record. Gene Ontology annotation, molecular function: protein binding.